CAAGAGAUCGAGGUUUAUCUGUAAACCACGACACCCACCGCUCUCCAGUCAUCGUCUCGAGAUGACGAACCUCCGCACCCAGAAGCGCCUCGCGGCGUCCGUCGUCGGCUGCGGCAAACGCAAGAUCUGGCUCGACCCCAACGAAGUCAAUGAAAUCUCCAAUGCCAAUUCGCGACAGACCAUCCGAAAAUUGGUCAGUGAUGGGCUCAUCAUCCGCAAGCCGGUGGCCAUGCAUUCGAGGGCCCGUGCGAGGGAGUUGAAUGCGGCUAGAAGAAUUGGCAGACACCGAGGAUUCGGUAAGAGAAAGGGUACGAAGGAUGCCAGAAUGCCUAGCCAGGUUCUAUGGAUGAGACGCUUGCGUGUUCUCCGACGUCUUCUCGUCAAGUACCGUGCUGCCGGCAAGAUUGACAAGCACCUCUACCAUGAACUCUAUCAGUUGAGCAAGGGUAACACCUUCAAACACAAGCGUGCUUUGGUUGAACAUAUCCACAAGGCCAAGGCCGAGAAACAACGUGAGAGAAUCCUCAAGGAGGAGAUGGAUGCCAAACGUGCCAAGACCAAGGCCGCUCGUGAACGGAGACAGGAACGAAUUCAGACCAAGAGAAAUGCCCUUGCUGGCGAAGCCGAGGAGGAAGCCAAACAACAGCAGGAAUAAAUGGCUGGAGCAGCAUGGUGGAGAGGGACGUGAGAUGAUUGUGAAGAGCAACAUAUUGAGCAGAUUGCCUGAGACUAGUCUGGAGGACGAUCUCGACCACAUGCUCCUGCGCAGCGACCGCAUUGCACACCUGGGCGGAUAUGUUGAACCAAAACGACGGGGAAAGGGAACAACCUAUGGGCCUUGCGUAGGAGAUCAUGGCUUCGCAUAUGGGAUAGUGGUUUCAAUAGCCGUCUUUGAUAAAGCAACGAGGGGUUCGGAUUCAAGAAGCGACUUGGCUCCUUGGACUCUUCCUGGAGUUUCUCGUACCGCAGCCACGAUCUCCAUGACCUCUCUUAGCUUCUUGAACAUGCCUUAUGAUUACUACCUCGGAGUAGACCACAGAUCGUCUGGUCUGACCUUGGUGAUGGCCAUUGAGGGGUGCAUGCUGCUCCGGUGC
Molecule: messenger RNA, 1094 nt
Organism: Cladophialophora immunda
Lineage: Eukaryota; Fungi; Ascomycota; Eurotiomycetes; Chaetothyriales; Herpotrichiellaceae
Exons: 4
Coding region: 62-655 (197 amino acids)
Biological process (GO): translation
Cellular component (GO): ribosome; cytosolic large ribosomal subunit
Molecular function (GO): RNA binding; structural constituent of ribosome
Source: RefSeq, a predicted model, not a curated record